CAGGUCAAGAGGCAGCUGCCUUUGAGAAGAUAGUGACUAUUUCCAAGACAGUAAACAUUAAGAGAGCAGUCUGAAGUAUUGAUGGAAAGCUUAAGUUAUCUAAAUGACUGAUCAUGGUCUCCGGUUGCCAAAGGAGGUUGUGGAUGCCAAGAGAAAGGUAGCCAUUUUCCAUCCUCUUGACUGGAUUGGAUGCCUCUAGGAGCCCAUAUUCGCUGGCAGGAGACAUGGCCGAGUUUGCAAGCUACAAGGAACCAGCCUCCAGCCGCCACCUGCGGUUUAAGCUACAGAGUCUCAGCCGACGUCUUGAUGAGUUGGAGGAAGCCACAAAAAACCUCCAGAAAGCAGAAGAUGAGCUUCUGGACCUUCAGGACAAAGUGAUCCAGGCAGAAGGCAGCAACUCCAGCAUGCUGGCUGAGAUUGAAGUACUCCGCCAGCGGGUGCUGAGAAUUGAGGGCAAAGAUGAAGAAAUUAAGAGAGCAGAGGAUCUGUGCCAGCUGAUGAAGGAGAAACUGGAGGAGGAGGAAAACCUCACCCGGGAGUUGAAAUCUGAGAUUGAGCGGCUUCAGAAACGAAUGGCAGAACUGGAGAAGCUAGAAGAGGCCUUCAGCAGGAGUAAGAAUGACUGCACCCAGCUUUGUUUGAGCCUGAAUGAAGAGCGAAACUUGACUAAGAAAAUCUCCUCGGAGCUGGAAAUGCUCAGGGUCAAAGUGAAAGAACUGGAAUCUUCUGAGGACCGCCUAGAUAAAACUGAAGAGAGUUUAGUGUCAGAGUUAGAAAAGCUGAAAUCAUUAACCCUGAGCUUUGUAAGUGAGAGAAAGUACUUGAAUGAAAAGGAGAAAGAAAAUGAGAAAUUAAUCAAAGAGCUCACUCAGAAGCUGGAGCAGAACAAAAAAAUGAACCGAGAUUAUACAAGGAAUGCUUCUAAUGACCUACGGAUUGAGGAUGGUAUCUCUUCCACAAUGCCAUCCAAGGAAUCCAGACGGAAGGGCACGCUGGACUAUCUGAAGCAGGUAGAGAAUGAAACAAGAAAUAAAUCAGAAAAUGAAAAGAACCGAAAUCAAGAAGACAACAAAGUCAAAGAUCUUAACCAAGAGAUUGAGAAACUCAAAACACAGAUCAGGCAUUUUGAAUCUUUGGAAGAAGAGCUUAAGAAAAUGAGGGCCAAAAACAAUGACCUUCAGGAUAAUUACCUAAGUGAACAAAAUAAAAACAGACUCUUAGCUGGCCAGCUGGAGGAGAUAAAGCUGCAAAUCAAGAAACAGAAAGAGUUAGAAAAUGGGGAGGUAGAAGGGGAAGAUGUUUCCCUGUCCAGCAAAGUCAGGCAUGAGAGGACUAAGUUUCGAGGCCAUGGGAACGAGGUAUCUGUGUCCAAGCACACGUCCCGGGAGCUGUCCCCUCAGCAUAAGCGGGAAAGGCACCGGAACAGGGAGUUAGUGCUCAGUAAUGAGAAUUACUGCCUGAACAACAGGCAGAUGUCCUCUCCCAAUUUCACCAAUAGGAGGGCAGCCAAAGCUUGCAACACAGGGCCAGGUAUGGAGAGUGGGACUCAGGAGACAAAAAGAAUUGAAGACCAAUUUACAUCUGGCUCCUCCCAGAGUGAAGGGAAAAAGUCCAGGGAGCAGCCAUCAGUGCUGAGCCGCUACCCGCCUGCUGCCCAGGAGCACAAUAAAGUGUGGAAGGGAACUUCCAGGCCAGGCAAUGAGAGUGGGCUGAAGGGAAAAGUAGAGAAGACAACAAGAACAUUUAAUGACACCACCCAUGGACCCCCUCUCAGCGACACUGUGGGGAGAGGUGUCAAGGCUUCUGACACCUCUGCUGAGGCCCUCUUUGGGAAGAGGGGCCAGGUGCCUGGCAGUGGGAAUCACGUUACGCCAACUGCAGAUUCUAGUAGCUCAAAGGCCAUUGGAGCUCUGGCCUCCUCACAAAGAGCCUCCUCCGAAGGGCUCUCUAAAGGCAAAAAGUCUGCCAAUAGUCAGGAGACUGACCCUAGUUCCCCAAACUCCAAAGCUCCUGUUUUAGCAAAGUAUCCAUAUAACUCCAAAAGUCAAGAGAGCAUCCUCCAGAGCUUUUCAACCCCGAAUAAAGACGGAGUUGGUCAACCUGUGGCAGUUGUGAUGGAAGACAGCAGUCAUCAUGAAGCCCUGAGGUGUCGAGUGAUCAAAUCCAGUGGCCGAGAGAAGCCAGACUCCGAUGAUGACUUGGAUGUAGCUUCUCUUGUUACUGCCAAAUUGGUCAACACAACCAUUACUCCAGAGCCAGAGCCCAAACAGCAGUCCAACUCUCGAGAGAAAGCGAAAUCCCGAGGGAGCCUUAGAACCUCUCUGUUUGAGAAUGAAAGAGAGGCUCCAUCAGAAAGUGAAUCUGUGAAACCUGUCCGAGCCUCCCCUAGUGCUGCGGAGCUCCCAGAUGCCAAUGGUGCUGGGGCGAAGAACCACAGGCCCUUUAGCCCCAGAGAGGCCUUGCGGUCCAGAGCCGUCAUCAAGCCCGUCAUCAUUGAUAAGGAUGUGAAAAAAAUCAUGGGAGGGUCUGGGCCGGAGGCUACACAGGAGAAACAGAAAUCCACCUCCAAAUCGGGGCCAAACAAAGUGACCAGUAGCAUUACUAUCUACCCCACUGAGAGCAGUAACCCAAGAGCCACCCCAGGGGAGCAUUUCAGAGAGAGGCACACGUCCACCAGCAACAUCCAGGUUGGACCACCGGAGCUCACGGCCGUUGGCAACCAUAUCAGCUCCCCCUUUGAGCUUUCCCUUCACAAGCAUGACAUCACCUUGCAGCUCACAGAGACUGAAAGAGUGGGAGACGGUCCCCUGAAGAGCAGGCCAGAGACAGUGGUGUCUCGGAGCAGCAUCAUCAUCAAGCCAUCGGAUCCCGUGGAGAGGAAUAGCCACUCCACCCCCGCGGAGACAAUCAGGUGGAAAAGCCAUAAUACCUCUUCAGAAGUGGGCUCUGCAGAUGCCAGACAUGUUACCGUGCGGAAUGCUUGGAAGAGUAGGCGAGACUUGAACUCUUUAGAUGACCCCUCAGCUCGAAGAGGGAAAAAUGUAGAUUCGACCAAUACGUAUACCCAGAGGUCUUCCACAGACUUCUCAGAACUCGAACAGCCCAGGUCAUACCUUUUGGAGCAGGGCACUCGACGAGUAGGAAAUUCAGGGGACGGCCCUGAGCUUACCUCCAGAAGGAGCCAGAGCAGUCUCACCGUGUCUGAGGUGCUUACCCGGCGGAACCGGGCAGGAGACACUGUCAUGAUGGCAGCCUGGAACCACUCAGCGGGCCUGGAGGACAGUGAAGAUGGCACACUCAGUGUCCACAGGCGGCUGCACAACUCCCUGGAACAGUCGGAAUUGCCUGCAAAGCAGGGGCUGCCGGAGCCUGGGCGGGUUCGGGCUGAGGAGCGCUUACGGUCACCUCGGCCCUGUACUGAGGAGAAGCCCCAGGAAUGCUGCUGCCUCACCCGUGCUCUCCUGUGUCUGGAGACCUCAGGCCAGGUUCAUCGAGUCCACCUUGGAGAGGUAUUGCACUUUACCAAGCAGAUGCAUUCCUACGGAAGUGGCCAGUGGACUCUCAGGGUGAUGGCAGCAUCGGAGAAAAGGCGAAACAUUCCCACCGAGGGCCCCAGUUCUGCACAGUGCAAACCUUUCCAGAAGUCACAUGAGUAA
Messenger RNA from Chrysochloris asiatica (Cape golden mole), 3656 nucleotides. It is a transcript of the gene LUZP1, whose product is annotated as leucine zipper protein 1. The transcript has 5 exons. Bases 225 to 3656 code for a protein of 1143 amino acids. NCBI's taxonomy places the organism in Eukaryota, Metazoa, Chordata, Mammalia, Afrosoricida, Chrysochloridae. The record is from RefSeq and is a predicted model, not a curated record.